CGAUUUUUGUCCUUUUUUUUCUAGGUUAUGUUCACUUGCACAAAUUUCUACCAACGUGGGAAGCGGAUUCAACAAGAAUUUCGAAGUUUGUCUCGCACACGUGCUCUCAAAUUUUCAGAAGGUGAUUCAAUAGUUAAAAAAGAUACAAUGGCGAAAAAGGGAAAUAAAAGGUCUCUGGAGACCUCCGAGGGUCCAGCGAAGGUCGAAGUAUCGGCUCAAGGUCCUCCGAAAAAAUUAAAAGUGAAGAAAGAGUCAAAAACUAAUGGUGCACCCGCCAACGGUACCAAACCUGAACAAAAAAAAAAUAAACCCAAUCAGGUUGGCCCCAAGAAGGCACAGGAGGCUCAAUCUCCCAAACCUGCCCUGAAAAAGCCCAAAAAAGAAAAGAAACAGGUGGAAAAACUAGAAAAAACCCCAGAGCAGAAGAAGGAUCAUGAACUCCAAGUUCUCCAGAAAAAAUUAGAGGCUAAAAAAAAGAAGAAGGAGGUCAGAAAGGAGAAGAGGAAGGAGAAUGGGCAAUUCAAACCCGAGAAUAUUAAAUUGACUGCUGAUGAGAUCAAAACCAAGAUCGAGGACCUGAAGAGCAAAGGGCAACUAAGUAAAACUGCUCGCAGGAAGCUGUCAACCCUUCAGAAGAAACUGAGAAUCGAGGAGGGGACUUACACACCACCAUCAGAGCUUCCCCAGACUCCAAAACUAUCUGCGAGUCUGAAACGAAAGAUCAGGAGACACAAGAAUGCAAUCAAGAGGGGGGAGGCGAUGAGUGCUACAAAUAGUGAGCAGGUAGAAACAAAGAAGCUGGAGGAGAAGGCUAAGAAUGUUGCGAAGCUUGUGAAGCAGGAGCAGAAUAAACAGGUUGCUAAGGCUGUCGAUAAGGUUGAAGGGAAUAAGCAGAAGGGUGUGGAGAAGAAGCAGAAGGGGAAGAAGGUGGUUGCCAAGGUUGAGGUGGAGAGUGAUGAUGAUGAUGAUGAUGAGGAUGAGGAGGAGGAGGAGAGCGAUGAGCAAGACUCUGAUGAGGAGGGUAACACUUUGAACACUACCCAGGAAGCUGAGAGUGAUGAGGGAGACUCUGAAGAGAUGGACAGCACUUUGAAUACUACCGAGGAAGCCGAGAGUGAUGAGGAAGAUUCUGAAGAAGUAGACAGCACUUUAAAUACUUCUCAAGAGGUUGAGAAUGAUGAUGAAGAUGAUGAAGAUGAUGAGGAUGAUGAGGAAGAGGAAGAAGAAGAGGAGGAAGAUGAUGAUGAGGAAGAAGAAGAAAAGAAAAUUGAAAUUAAGUCUAAGCCUGCACCCCCUAAGACACCGAAAGCUAAAGAAACCACCAAGCCGGUGCCAGUAGCUAAAAAAGCUGCAGAACCACAACAAAAUUCGGAUAAGAAGACGAGAUAUGUUCUCUUCGUUGGAAACCUGCCUUACGCAGCAACACAAGACGACAUAAAGAAGCACUUCUUGACGAAAGUAUCGACAAUCGCCAGUGUGCGCAUUCCCACAGACGCUCAGACCAACAAACCACGUGGCUUCGCCUAUGUAGAAUUCGGAAACAGCGUAGAUUACGAGAAAGGUUUGUCUCUCCACGAAUCCAACCUGCUAGGGCGUAGGAUCAACGUGCAGUACAGUCAGCCAGGAUCCAAAAGCUCUGGAAAGAGGCCGGAAGUGGUUGCAAAGAACCAGAAACUCCACGCAAUGAGGAAGCAGGGUCAGUUAGCUGGUAGCGUCAAAAAUUCCCAAAAACGAAACUUCAGGAGAAACCAGAACAAAAGCCGAGAAUAAUCAGCAAUUCCUUGAAUACAAUUAAGUGCAAUGCCCCACCGCAUGGCACACGAUAGGGCGAAAGACAUUUUUUAUAUAUUUUCACAGUAGAUAACUUACUGUACAUCUUUGAUUUUUUUAAGUUGAAAAAUUGUCAAUAUACGACGUUAUGAAAAUAUAAUAAGUGACUUAUCUGGUUUUAAAAAACUGUUAAUCUUAUUAUUGGUGGUGAGAGAGCAGAGGAGAUAAAUCGUUGUAUUUGUA
Messenger RNA from Diachasmimorpha longicaudata, 2013 nucleotides. Its product is annotated as glutamic acid-rich protein-like. NCBI's taxonomy places the organism in Eukaryota, Metazoa, Arthropoda, Insecta, Hymenoptera, Braconidae. Gene Ontology annotation, molecular function: RNA binding. The transcript is spliced from 3 exons. The coding region runs from base 28 to 1770 and encodes 580 amino acids. The record is from RefSeq and is a predicted model, not a curated record.